GUUAGCUAAUGUGCUUUUAAAUGAACUUCGUGGGGUUUUUUUGAAUAAUUGUCUGAUAUAUAAGAUGGAUUGGCAUGACCGUAAAUUCUGACUCAUUAACUUUUUGUCCACGUCUGAUUGAUUAUUUGGCGUUUGUAAGUUGCGAAGGACAUCCAAUUUUAGAAGGAAUCUGUAACCAAACACCAAAGCUUCUAAAGUGCUAUCCCCCAAAUAAACAUCAUGAUUUUAUCUUGCCUAAUGAUGUUGUGUACUUUUGUCAGCCUGAAGGAUGUAUUUCAUCAUCUUUGGCUUCAACCAGAUUGGGCACGACUACUUUUGUGUUUACUCUGACGGAUAAAGAUGCGGACAAGACACGCUUCGGAAUUUGUUUGAACUUUUACAGACCGUGUUCUGUUACUUAUUCGGUGUCUCUGAACAAUGAAUCUAAAGGCAAUCAAGUUUCUGAUCCACUUCAUUUCCGGACAAAAGAAGAACACCUUAAUGACAACAACAAACAAUCAAUAUUAACAUCAUUAUGUCUGAUUAGUCACCAUCCUUUCUUUUCGAAAUUUCGACAAUGUUUACAUUCCCUAAAAGAAAUAAUUGACAGGUGUGAUGAGUAUUGUAGAAAUUUGUACGGUGCUGACAAUACAUUCUACUCCUUCUGGUCAACUUUACUAACUGGUGGGUCAAUUAAAAAAGCAAGUUUUAACCGGUUAGAAAGUCAGAUUGUCUACGAAAUUGAGUCUUGGAUUAUUCAUCUCUUGAAUGCACCUGUUCCUCUUCCUGGAAAGACAUGUCUUCAUUUAUCUGUUGGACCAGAAGCAUUUUAUGAAAAGUUGGUUUUUGCUUUACCUGAUAAGACACGUUUAACACUGAUUGAUUUUCCACUGCAUUUACCAUUGGAAUUAUUGGGAAUGGAGACAUGCUUAAAAGUUCUAACUGCAAUUAUGUUAGAACAAAAGGUGGUUUUACAAUCAAGAGAUUAUAAUGCUUUAACCAUGUCAGUGAUGGCAUUUACAGCUAUGCUUUAUCCACUGCAGUAUAUGUUCCCUGCUAUACCACUGUUACCGAAUAGUUUAGAAGGAGGUGAAAAUUUACUACUUUCCCCAACUCCAUAUAUAAUUGGCAUUCCAGCUACCUUUUUAAGUCAAAAGGCAGAUUUUCGAUUUCCUGCAGAUGUUUGGUUAGUUGACUUGGAUACAAAUAAGAUGAUGGGUAGUUCACUUCUGGAACCUAUACCUACACUUCCAGAAAAGGAAGGCCAAGAACUAUGUCAAAACUUGCACCAGGCUCUGGUAAGUAUGACUGCAGACAGUGGAUCCGAUGGUGAGCCCACUGAAAUGGAAUCAAAAGCUCUGUCAAAAUCGUUGAAUAGUGUAGAUUCUGCUGAUGUAGCCACUCGGGUUGCAAUGGUGCGAUUUUUUAAUUCCUUGAAUGUUCUGGGAAACAUUGCUGAACAUACAAGAACCGUACGUUUGUUUCCAAGACCAGUUGUUGCAUUUCAAAGAUUUUCUUUCCUAAAAUCGCGUCAAAUACUUACACCAUUCACGAGGAAACUGGCUGAGACACAAGCGGUUGAAUUUUUUGCUGAAUGGUGUCUUUAUCCAGAAAAUGAAGUAUUUCAAAGAAUUCAUGCCGGAAUACAUGAUCCUGAGCAGAUCGGUGAUAAAGUUAUUUGGUAUGAAAACACUCUAGCGCAAAUUAACUUUGAGAUCUGGUCCACUGAAGAAACAAAUCGUUAUACUGCGUUAAACUUUAUUCACUCGGUCAGUAUUGAUAAUGGUCAUAUAAAUAACUUCGAAAUGAUACACCACCAUUUUCCAAAAUCAACAAACACGACUUAUGAUUUGAACGCUUUGUAUAAUCCACCGGAAACUUUGGAAGAUUUAUUAAGAAAUGCAGUUCAAUUACAACAGCCUAUGCGUAAAAAUCAACCAAAAAGACGUCCUAAUCAACAAUCAGAACAAGUUGAUUCAUUUGAUUCAUCCAGUGCUAAGAUGCAGAUGAUGAGAUCUACUAAAAGUGAUGAUGUUAAUCAAGCUAUACUUUAUGAGAAAAAAAAUUUACCUGGUCCAAUGUAUACUAUACCAUCAAUGGCUGAGUCUAGCAGUGAUUCAUCUGAUGACCAAGAUGAUUCAGAUAUUUGGGAUUUGAAGAAUUCUGUCGAUCAAUUGGAUAUGAAAAAGGAUACGAAUAAAAUGAAUCCCAUGGAGACAGUUGCACGGAUUGAUAAUUUGACAAAUGAACUGACAGGAGAAAAUUUCAAACAGAAUAUUGGCAGUGAAAAUUUGAUAGUGAACAGUUCUGUUAAUGUUGCCACUUUGAGAAAACCGUCUUUGCAUAGACUAUCAACCCCACAGCAGUAUGCCAAUCACCUACAGUUAAAUGAUGAUGAUGAAGAGAAAAAGAGAAUAGUGCACUAUAAUGAAGAGCAAUCGGAAGUUGUACUAGAUAAAGAUGAAAGAAAAGAGGAUGAAGAGGUUGUUGAUGUUAAUGAUGAUGAAGAUGAUAUGGAGCAAACAUCUGUGGGGAAAUACUUAUUGAACAACCUUAGUGAUAAUAUAGCUGAUGCUGCUAGUCAUGCUUCUACUGCUAUAUCAGGUUUAAUAAACAAACAGAAAACAAUUGUACGCAAGUCGGGUAAUUUAAUGAAAAAGAUGGCAACAGAAAUUCAAACAAGUGCAAAACAUGAUUUAAAAAUAAAUGAUUCAAUUGUUACUACUGACCCAUCGAAUAAUGUAUAUAAGUCAAAGGAAUUCAGUGGUCAUAAGCAAGAUGUUGAUCUUAUUCAGUCAGCAUCGAAAUUUGUUUUAAACCUACCUAAAAAGCAAAUUUUUCAUUUUGGUGCCAAUCAAACAAGACAACAAGAAGAGCAGUUAAGUAAUCGUAGCAGGACAAUCUCAGUAAAAGAAUCUAGUUCAAAUCUCGUUAAUGUAGAGAAAAGUUAUGCAGAUCAAGAAUUUCUUCGUGAAUUAGUUCAGUGUAUACAUGAAAAAAAGACAGGCAUCACAACAAAAUUCUCUGUGAAUCGACUUCGAGAUUUAUUGAAUGAUGAAAAUUAUCGAAAUUAUUUAAUGCUGAAGUUAAAUCGUGAACUGUCAAAAUCAUUUGAAGAUCCCGAUGAGUGUAUUCCGGAUGUUGCUAUCAUAAAUAUGGAUGCAUACAAAACGUAUAUCUGGUUAUUACAAUCUAUGAUACGUGGUCUUGAACAGACAUGUACCAAUCAUGGGAUCGGUGGAUUAGCCAGUGCUAUGAUGUUGCUUGAACUGUGCCAUACUCAUUAUCUAGAUAUGCGUUCUAACACAGUUUCACCCAUCAAGUCACAAGGAUCUCAAAACUCAACAGUAGAUCAAUCUCGAGACGAUGAAAAUCUUGUCACUGCUUUCACUGGAUGGCUACGAACAACUACUAAAGAUCUGAAGAAAGUUGCUAAACCGAAUAUAGUAACAGAUGGGAAUUGGACAAAUCGUGUGUCAGGGUUAUUUGGCCUGCCUAAUACACGGGGGACGCUUGAUAGUCAUCAAAACUCAACACCUAAUUUAACCAGAAAAGAGAUACAGCCACAACAAUCAAGUGUUGUGAAUACUUCACUGCAAACAACAAAUGACCUUUCAAAUCCCGUAAGCAAAGCUGUGGUGCGAAGAAAAUCUCAACAUGCUAGCGCUUAUCGUUUUGUUCACGGUAAUUUAAUUGAUCUCAAUAACCGAAAUCAGUCUAAUACUGUUGGUGAUGAUGAUAACAAUUUUGAGUCGGAUAAAAGUACCAACUACAAAAAAGUCAAUGCUAUAAAUGAAUCUCCCGAUCGUAUUUAUGUAUUUGAGAAUCUAAUUGGUGAAAAUGAACGAUCACGUUUAUGGGAUCAUAUGCAAUUUUGGGAAGAUACAUUUUUCGAUACAGUUGCUCAAGAAAGAGAUAUAUUAGGUAUGGAUCAGGCACCUAUGGAAAUGAUUGAACAGUUUUUACAUAUGAAUGCAACACAGAAACGUUUACUCAUGUUAAAAGAAGAUCGUUUACUAGCCAUAUGUCUGCACAACCUUAUUGCAUUCAUGAUUUUAAUGCGUGUAGAUAAAAGUGUAUUAGUUAAUCAUGUACGUAGAUUAUUGGCGAGAUGUCGUAUUGGUUCAUAUUUUGCAUCUGCAGUCAGUAAUCUGUUAGAUAAUAUAAAAUAUUUGGAGGGUAAUUCAGUUGACUUACUGCCUUCGCUGACAAGAUUAAAAAUAUUUCAAUCGUAUGAAAUCGAAAUGUUAAAUCCUCCACGUAAGGAAACAAGAAUUCUAGAGAUUUAUGGAAAGUGUUUAAUAUUUCGUAACUUGUUAGGAGAAGUAAUCAAGAAAUUGAAUUAUGACCAAUUAACUGAUUUAUUAUUCAAAGAUUCAAUAGUCUCCAUAAGAUUUAGCGGUGAAGAAAGUUGCGAUCGAUUUUCGUCUUUUCAAUUUCGUUGUGAUAAGGCAAAGCAAAUAUGCCACACAAUUGAAUCGUUAAUUCAGAAAAAGGAUGUUGAAAAUUUUCAACAUUAACUACUCAACUGGUUAUGGGUGUAUUUUUCGUUUUUUUGUCACCUCUUUCAAGAGAAAGACAUAUACCUAGAGUGAAUAUCUUCACUUGCAUUGUAUUUUGAAACGGGAAAUACGUCUUUAAACAUUCGAUUAGUAUUUUCUCAUGAAUAUACAUUGAAAGGUGUUAAUUAUUAUUAAUGGGAAAGAGAUUCGACAAGAUGAAAGGUUAAAAGAGUGAAUGAUUUGAUGUAGUUUUUAACUGUCCCAUAACUUAUUGUACUCAUAGUAGUGAUUAUUUACUCAACUCUUCGUUCUUCAAGUGCUUUCUUUUACUUAUUUAUUUGAUUUAUUUCAUUCUUCCUUUUUUGUUUAUUUCAGAAAUCACUUAAAAUGCAUUUGUUAUUAUUAUUAUCUUAUAUUAGUGGUAAGUGGGUAGUCGAAUAUUAGACAAUCUAUUUAAUAAUUUGUAACUAUUGAUUUAAACGUUUUCUACUUUGUUUCCUUUUUUCUGUAUGCACAGAUCCAGUUACUUGAAUACAUUCCAUUUGUAGUUAUGUACGUGUUUAUGUUAAUAAGUUCUGAAAAUGAAUAAAGAUGCGAUUUGCCAACAUUAUCCUUAUCAUCAAUAUCAUGUUAACUAAUUCAACUGAACAUGUUUCUGAUUAAUUAUUUCACUUGUUUUCAUUCAAGAUUCCUGGUGUGUACUUCAUAAUCAUCUAUUUUUCUCCCUUUUUGAUUUAUUGUUUCUUCUUUUGUAAGUUUCGUUUCACAUAUAUAUAUAUAUAUAUAUAUAUAUAUAUAUA
Molecule: messenger RNA, 5281 nt
Organism: Heterobilharzia americana
Lineage: Eukaryota; Metazoa; Platyhelminthes; Trematoda; Strigeidida; Schistosomatidae
Source: the annotation of a GenBank genome assembly